AUGUUGAACACCUUGGCAAACCAUGGCUAUCUUCCUCACGAUGGCAAAGAUAUCUCCGAAGAACAGACCAUUACUGCGCUAGGAAAUGUUCUUAAUAUCGAUAAGGAGUUUGCCACGGCUCUCUUCCAGAACGGAGUUUCUGCAAACCCAGAAAAGAAUGCUACUACAUUCUCAUUGAGCGAUCUGACCCGUCACAAUGUCGUGGAACACGAUGCUAGCAUGAGUCGCCAGGACUUCUACUUUGGCAACGAUCACACCUUCAAUAAGGCCGCCUUCGAUGAAACACGCUCCUACUGGAAAGGCUCCCUUAUCGAUAUUCAAUCCGCAGCAAAUGCUCGCCAAGCUCGCAUCAAAUCAUCAAAAGCGAUGAACCCCACCUUUGACAUCCCCGAGUCUAUUCUUUCAUCAAGUUUCGGCGAGGCGAUCUUCCUUAUCGUCGUUAUGGGUGACAAAGCGGCGGGUACCGUCCAGAAGAUUUGGGUUGAGUACCUUUUCGAAAACGAGCGACUUCCCUUUGAGCUUGGCUGGACUAAAGCCUCAGAUGAAAUCUCCGCCGCCGACUUCUCUAACAUGACCAAACGGAUCCAAGAGGCCACUGAAAGCUCCGAAAGCUCUCAACAGACCACAGAGAAAGUUUGCGAGUUCAAGAGACACAUUGGAAGUCAUGCCCGGCGCCAGGUUAAGCACUAA
Molecule: messenger RNA, 690 nt
Organism: Penicillium waksmanii
Lineage: Eukaryota; Fungi; Ascomycota; Eurotiomycetes; Eurotiales; Aspergillaceae
Product: peroxidase family protein
Exons: 3
Coding region: 1-690 (229 amino acids)
Molecular function (GO): peroxidase activity
Source: RefSeq, a predicted model, not a curated record